Molecule: messenger RNA, 915 nt
Organism: Acaulospora morrowiae
Lineage: Eukaryota; Fungi; Glomeromycota; Glomeromycetes; Diversisporales; Acaulosporaceae
Source: the annotation of a GenBank genome assembly
AUGGGACACAAUGGUUCAAAGUUAAAGAGAGGCAAGAGGAACUCCAUUUCGGCGGCCGACGCCCCUUAUAGUACGAACAUCAUGAGCAGUUACAAAGAGGAAUAUAAUUUCGACAAUCCUUACAUGAUGACCAUUGACGAAACGCAAAUUGAUAGAAUGCAAACGCAGCAUCACAUCCUGAGAACCAUCUGGGAUGGUAACUUUUCGGCCCCCAUCGAUGAAAAGUUAAGGCACGGAAAUUUCAGAGUGCUUGAUUUUGGAUGUGGUCCGGCGACCUUUUGCUUUGAUCUUGCGUCCAGCUUUCCGUCGUCAACAUUUGUCGGAGUUGAUUUUGUCCCAAUAUUUCCAACUCAAGUCCCCCGAAACACCCAAUUUCUCGUGGCAAACAUAAUGGACGGAUUACCAUUUGAGGAUGCCUCCUUUGACUAUAUACACGCUCGAUUUUUGGUGAUGUAUUUUACGCAAGAGGAAUGGGAAAAUGUAGUGAUAAAAGAAUUGACGAGGUUAUUGAAACCGGGCGGGUAUUUGGAAUGCUAUGAUAGCGAAUUUAUCUGGUAUAAUAUGUCGCCAUCAUUGGAGAAGCUGUGCAAUGCUGUUCAAAAGGAACUUUACGCGAGAAACAUUGAUCCGUUAAUGUCAAGAAAAAUCGGUGACUUCAUAAGAUCCACCGGGAAAUAUGAGAGCAUUCGGCACGAGCAAAAAAAUAUCCCCUACGGUUCAUGGGGAGAUAAGAUAGGUGAACUAUCCGCUCAAACAUUUUUCCAGUUCUUUGAAGGAGUCCGAAAGCCCAUAAAAGAGAUAAUGAACAUAAACGAUCAAGAAUUUGACAAGUUAAUGAGAGAAUUCGAAGGCGAAAUCAACUACUACCGUACAUACAGCAAAAAUCACAGAUUUGUCGCCCAUAAGAGGGUAUAA